AUGAAUUCACCGUUGCUAUUGACAGACAAACAGGUACAACAGUUUUUAAUCGAUGGUUAUCUAGUUCUCCGGCCGAGUUCUCUCGAUGAUAACUUCCACUCAUCAAUCUACACGGAAAUUUCAUCCAUUUUUGCCAGAGAAGGUAAUCCAGGCAACAAUCUUCUUCCAAAACUUCCUCAACUUCAGCAAGUAUUCAAUGAUCCAGUUGUUCACGGAGCACUGAUCAGUUUAUUAGGUGCAAACUAUACUAUGCAACCUCAUCGACAUCCUCACUUAACUAAACCUAACACUCGUGAUCAACAGUGGCACAAAGAUAGUUAUUUUGCUUAUCAGAAACCGCUUUGUCAUCAUCAGCUACGAUAUGUCAUGGCCAUGUAUUAUCCUCAACAUACAACACUUGAAAUGGGUCCAACUGCGAUCAAACCUCAAACACAAUAUCUUGUCAAAUAUCACGCAGCAUCCGAAAACAAUCCACAAAAUGAUAUUCGUAUGGUUUGCUCCGCUGGAACAGUCGUUCUCAUUCACUAUGAUAUUGUGCACAAAGGAACAGCCAAUCAAACAGCAGAGACAAAUCGUUUCAUGUUUAAAUUUCAGUUCAAUCGGCUAGAAGAACCAACAAAACCAACGUGGAAUCAUGAUCCAUCUAAUGCAUCGUAUGAUGCAGCCGAUGCUGGUCUGUUACAGCCAAUUGUCAAGCACAUUUGGAAUUGGCUACUGGGUGGAAUAAACACGCCAUCAGCAUCUGCAACUGAUCAACAAGCGUCUAAUUGGGAAACAAAACUGCAUGAUAAAGAUGGAAUGGUGCGUCUCAACGCAGCAUACAACCUUGCUCUGAACAAUCAGUAUCACAUCCUCAUCAAGCAGUUGUAUCAUCACCAAGCAAUAGUUCGUUACGAAGCAGCUUAUGCGCUGACAGCUUGCCGAUUUAGUAAGGAUGCCAUCAAAGAACUGCAGAUCGUGCUGGACAAAGAAGCGCAAAAUGAAAAUCAAGCAUUAUGCAUUGCAUUCAUCUUUUCAGAAAUGGGAUCUGUUGCAUUGGAAGCAAUACCAAUGUUAAUACAUGUGAUAAAAACAAAUCAGUCACGGUUAGUUAAACUGUAUUGCUGUGAAGCACUAGGAAAUGUUCAAUCUAAUGAAGAAUAUGAUCACCAUUCAGUUGUUCAAUGUUUAAUUGAAAUGGUUUGUAAUCGCAGUGACGAGGAAGAAGAUUCGAAAGAUGCAUCACAUGUAAGAUUCACUGCUGCACUGUCAAUAGCUAAACUUGGUUCGAAGGCAAAUGAAGCAACUGAUGCUGUAAAGAAUGCACUUUACUUUGAUCCGAAUCGCUAUGUGAAUGGAAAUGCACUGUUAGCAUUGGAACGAAUUGGCAGUAUCGAAGCAUUGAAGAUUGUCUUGGAUUAUUUGAAAAUAUCACGAUGGUGUUCGAAAACAACAACACACAGUUUGUAUUAA
Messenger RNA from Adineta ricciae, 1452 nucleotides. NCBI's taxonomy places the organism in Eukaryota, Metazoa, Rotifera, Eurotatoria, Adinetida, Adinetidae. The record is from the annotation of a GenBank genome assembly.